AUUUCCCGUUUGUCCCGAAUUUUUUAAUUCCUUCUUUCCCAUUUCAGUUUGCACUGUAGGCCAGGACUUCUUCCACUCUAGAAGAUCCACCAUGGAUGCCGGGAGUUCGUCGGCUUCCCGUCAACCGACGUCGAAGAGGAAGCAGCGCAAACCUACCACCGCCGACGCUCUCGGUCACGACGUUCUCUGUAUGAUAUUUUCAUUGCUCGACCUCGUCCACCUCAUUCGCUGUUCCGCCGUCUGCAAAUCAUGGAGCAUAGUGAUUCAUAAAUUGAAGUUACUGCAAAUACAAUAUCAGAAGCAACACCAGAUAGAUGCUGCUUCCUUCUCUAAUGCAUCUGCUUAUUCAGAAAGAUUACUGAAUGUCCAUUUGGAGCAGCUGGCUAUGGAACAACAGAAAUUUUCUCUGCAAGAAGGUCCUGCAGAUAUUUUCCAGUGGAAAGGUCAUUUGACAAGGGUUAAUCUGUGCCGAAUGAAGAUGGGAACAAUUCUCACUGGUGUGGGGGAUAAGGUGAUGCGUCUCUGGUCUGCCGAAAGCAGCAAAUGCUUGGACGAAUAUUUUCUUCCGGACAAAGCCCCUUUAAUUGAUUUUGAUUUUGACGAAGGGAAGGUGGUUGGUCUGGUUGGGACUCGUAUAUGCAUAUGGAAGCGCAUUGGAAUAAGAGAUAUAUUUUCGUCACGUGAUGGCUUGUUUACUAAAGGAUUAUGUAUGCGUUAUGUAGAUCCACAGGCAGUAAUUGGGUGUGAGGAUGGGAAAGUACGUGUAUUUGACAUGUACAGCAGAAAAUGUUCUCAAAUAAUCAAGAUGCAUUCUGGGUCUGUAACAUGUUUAUCUUUCAGUGAUGAUCAAUUGAUUGUUAGCGGUUCCUCUCUCGGCAGCCUUACUAUGUCGGAUCUUUCAUCAGAUCAGCAGAUAGCAACAUUGAGUACUUCUGGUUCUGCAGGUAUAAAGACUUUGUGUUUGAACCCAAGCUCUCAUUUACUAUUUUCUGGAUCAACUGAUGGCUUUGCAUCUUGUUGGGACCUAAGGUACGGUAUACCCUUUUGCCUUUAACCUUUUAACAUAUUU
Molecule: messenger RNA, 1069 nt
Organism: Olea europaea var. sylvestris
Lineage: Eukaryota; Viridiplantae; Streptophyta; Magnoliopsida; Lamiales; Oleaceae
Product: F-box/WD-40 repeat-containing protein At3g52030
Exons: 8
Coding region: 92-1054 (320 amino acids)
Molecular function (GO): protein binding
Source: RefSeq, a predicted model, not a curated record